Molecule: messenger RNA, 597 nt
Organism: Vittaforma corneae ATCC 50505
Lineage: Eukaryota; Fungi; Microsporidia; Nosematidae
Exons: 1
Coding region: 1-597 (198 amino acids)
Source: RefSeq, a predicted model, not a curated record
AUGACCAAUCAACACAAUGAAUCAACUAUGAAUAAUAUCUACUUGAAAGCCAGCCAUGCUUUGGCCAGUAUUUCCUUGGACACAUUCUUCAAUCUUAAUCCAACUCCUUCCGUAAGACGAUAUCCAAACAUCGAGUCUUUCAAGCAUGGAUUUGUUGCAUUAAAUGAAAAGCUGUACAAGGAAGCGAAAAAGAAACAAAUAAACCAAGAGGAGGAUGGAUGUUCAGAAAGUCCCAGACUGAGGAGAAACCAUUUACUAGUCCUGGAGGACAGACCAGUCAGUCGCAAACUGAAAUGUAAGAUUGGGAGGAGUGCCAUGAGGUAUUUGCACUCACACAGUAUUAUAAAGCUGUUCAAUGGAUUCUUCUGUCUCUUUGAGUACCAUCACAGAGUGUUUGAAGUCCAUCCUUACAUAUUCCAACAGUACUUUAGUACUAUUUUUACUGUUUUUGCCUCAAUGAAAAAGACCAAGCUUGAGAACGUGUUUAGAGAAGUGUGUGGCAGUCCAAGAAUGCAAGAGUUUUAUGAAGAUCUGUACAAAAGCUGGGAGGAAGAAAUGAACAACAAUGAAAAGGAGAUUUUACUGCAGAAGAAAUAA